AUGCUGCGCGUCCUGAUCGCUUCAAGAGACCGAAAGGCAGUUGCCGUUAAGGAAAGCCUAAAUGUGUUGGACUUUGAUUCCCAUCUCUUCUUCCUAGACAACCGCGAGUCACUCUUCCAUGGAAGACCUUCUACCUGGCAAGACACCACCUCAGAGCUCUCUGUGAUACACCUUGAAGGCGAACAGACACAUCAACUCAUGGAGAACGACGAGCAACUGCAUACACAUUUCAUCAAGAUGACGAGCAACGACAUGACAAUGCGAGACUUGCCCCAGAUAGGGUGCCCUUAUUGUUUUCCCAACUGUUACUCAUUCUUCGAACCCGGAAGAACCGCAGCAGCAGCACACGGGCUUCAGUUUCUACCUGAAGAGCAGACUCAUCACAACAAGCCGCAGGAGAUAGUGCACUUCAUCAAAGUUGAGGAUGGCUGUCAGUUCGAGAUCCUUGAUGCCCACCCACACGUCCCACAGACAUCAUUCGCCGACGACAAUCUCUAUUCCAGCGAUGCUGCUUCUGAUAUAAACCACCAGGCCGAUGAUAUGAAUGAUCAUUUUGCGAUCAGCGAGCCCGUCCCAAUCCUUAUGGCGGAGGGGGAAUCACCACUCAGGGCACCCAUAACCAUCCUCGAUGAAUGCAUAUCUCAGGACAGUGCGCCUCUUCUUGAGGGAGAGUGGGCAAGCGUGGAAGAAGUAGCACUAUCUGAGUCCCCAAGUUCGUCACUCGAGAUUCCAGCACCAGCUGCAGAUAGUAUUCUUGAUGCAGCUAGCACAUCACUUCCUUUGCCAGCUGCGCAGGUUCAUCAGUUAUCGCACUCAUCCAGUGAAGACACUAGUUCUGGUCUAUCCAUAUGGGACGCAGGGAACCUGUCGAACAAGGCGCAAUUCUACGGAGAAAUCAACAGCGCACUGGCUCAGCUUGCGGCAGCGAACAUUAAUCUGGAUCCGUCCACAUUUGAAGAUGACGGUUCAAGCGCUGCCCAGACUCUACUCCUCCCAUGGGGCUCCCCAAGGGCUGAUUGCCCAGCCAUGCUUUCGAUCGGAAGUGGAUGCGCAGCCAACCAAAGGUGUAAUGAAUCAUUCCCUAUCACCAGUUCCUAUCUAUACCAUGAGAGCCGGUAUAGAGUUAACGAGCCUUGGACGCUACCGAGUUCCAGUGACAUAAGCCAUGUUAACCAGGGGAAACUACUUGGCAGGCCACUUACGUGCCUCCGCGACAAGAGAAACGCAUUCUUAAUCGACUGUAAGCUCCGUGGGUUGUCAUAUAAAGAUAUAAAAAGGAUUGGCGGGUUCAAGGAGGCCGAGUCGACUCUCCGUGGCAGAUUCCGCACGUUGACAAAGUCUAAAGAGCAACGCGUGAGGAAGCCACAAUGGCACCAAAACGACAUUCGCCUUCUCUGUGAGGCGGUUAACGUGUUGUCAGAAACCACGGGCCAUGACAAUAGCCAUCACUCCUUCUGCUGGGCUCGCAUUGACAAACAAUUGCCAAAGGUUUCAUGGAAGAGGGUGGCUCAGUAUAUCAGAGCCCAUGGGGGAACCUAUCAUUUUGGAAAUGCUACCUGCAAGAAGAAGUGGUGCGAAGUCCAUGGCGUGAAGAUGUAAGGUUGACUGGAGUGGGAAGAGUUAUAAUGGGUUGCCAAAUAUUCCCAAUAAACUCCGUCGGUUGAGAGCAUUUUCAGUGUCAAAUGGACUUGCAAUCAAGAAACACUCAUUGUGAGGGAGCGAUCAGUGAACAAAUGAAGAGUGGGGAGGGCAAUAUUGAAGCAGAAUCGGGGAUAGGCAAGGGCUAGUUGUGUUGUCUCCAUUUCGUUGUCUACUCUCUUAGGGAAAUAGAAUUCACUUGGUCCGAUAGAACUGGGAGUGUUGUGGGUUGAGCAUACAAUCAUGGUCAGUUUGAG
Messenger RNA from Aspergillus vadensis CBS 113365, 1895 nucleotides. RefSeq lists its product as uncharacterized. NCBI's taxonomy places the organism in Eukaryota, Fungi, Ascomycota, Eurotiomycetes, Eurotiales, Aspergillaceae. The coding region runs from base 1 to 1599 and encodes 532 amino acids. The transcript has 2 exons. The record is from RefSeq and is a predicted model, not a curated record.